UCAAUUUCUUGUUGUUUUUAAAAUGGUAAAUUUUUAUUUUUUUAUGUGUACACAAGAAUAAAAAAUUGAGCUUGAGUCAGUUGAGAUUUGUCCUCAGAAAUUUCAUAACUUAGGCACAAAUUGGUCAAUUAUGCUCGAUUGGUCACUACGGUUCUGGUACAUCUUAAAUGUACCCCAGGUAAUCUUAUGCAGGGGUAUCACUAGGGCUCGAUUGGUCAUUGUCGACUCCUAGUUCUUCUUGAAUUCUCUGAGUAUCGUGUAAGUACCUAUUAUCGAACAGAACCUGAUAUCGGACGGUUUGUUUUGGUUCUAUAUGCGCAUGCGCAAAAGUGCGCAUGACGUCACAUCCAUAAACAAAUGGUCAUUUAUGAAGUCCGUGACCUACUUGUCCACUAAGCUUGCAACAAAUGCGCCGAAAACAGUCUAAACCUAAGAAGAUAAUUAAACACAGAGGUCUUUACUCACCAACAGCUCUUCACAAUGCAUACCUAAAAGUAAAAGGGGUUAUUGACCCUGAAUGCCUCAAACCCGGACCAGCUCCAAUCUUCUCUCAGGAAGAAGAGGUCAAACUAGUUGACCAUGUCAAGACAAUGGCUGCCCUUGGGUAUGGUUAUACCAUCAGUGAAGUUGUAGCAAGUGCUACUAACUAUGUUGUGUUCCUUGGUAAGAGGCCAAAUGAUAAACCUUUGUCUGUGAAAUGGUUUAAGGGUUUCCAGCAGCGAUGGCCUGAGUUGCGAGUUGUUCGUCCGAGGGCAUUGUCCAACUACAGAGCUGAAGCCACAUCAGAGGCCAAUGUUCAUGAAUAUUUCAACAAUUUGAUGAGCAUUGUUGAAAAACAUGACCUCCACAACAAACCUGAGUGUGUCAUAACAUUCUUGAAUUUACAUCUGGCAAAGAAAUAACAGAUCCAUUAAUUGAACAGAAACUAAGGGAAAGAGCUGAAACAGCAAAUGAACAGAAAAACAAGCAACAAACUGAACAAGCCAACAAACAUUCGAAGCUUAUGCCCACAAAAGAAACAGUUUCACAAACAAGGAACAAACAACUGAAAAAAAAACAAUCAACAAAACAACACACUUACCCAGAGCCUGGACCCUCCCAUCUGAACACUGAUGUUGAAUCGUCUGAAGAUGAAGAUGAUGAUGAAACUUGCUGUGUAUGCAGCCGCUUUCAGCCAAAAGAACUUGCUAACUGCGUAUCAUUGAUAUUUGUGAAGUGGGCCAAGUGUGACUUUGAUAACUGUAGCCACUGGGUGCACUUGCAGUUUUGCACAGCCACAAAUGUUGUCAGGAGAAAUGACCCGUUCUAUUGUCCUUGCCACAAUAUUGCAGAGGAAUAGACUUGUUUUUUGUGUUCAAUGCUACAUGCUUUUCUAAUUUUGUUAAUUUUCAUGUUUCAAUAAAAAAAUAUUCAGUUU
This is a messenger RNA of Dreissena polymorpha, 1417 nucleotides long. RefSeq lists its product as uncharacterized. Bases 408 to 902 code for a protein of 164 amino acids. The record is from RefSeq and is a predicted model, not a curated record. The transcript is spliced from 2 exons. NCBI's taxonomy places the organism in Eukaryota, Metazoa, Mollusca, Bivalvia, Myida, Dreissenidae.